AUGCAGCUCCCGUCCUCCGCCGCCGGAGAGCCUGGGCCUGCGGACACCGCCUCCCAAGGGCGGCCAAGUCGCCCGCCCGCCGGCCUGGGGCUCGCAGGCCGCCCUCGCCCCGUCCCGGCCGGACCCGCGCGCAGCCCACCUGCCGACCGCGCGGGGGGGCGCGCGCGCCUGCCCCGCCGCUUUGUUCCUCAUCCGGGCAGACCUCGCCUCGGGCCCUCCCCGCCCGCACGACCCCCGCGCCCCGGGGGCCGCUCGCCUAACGUUUCCCGCCCGGCCCGGCCCGGCCCAGCCCGGCCCAGCCCGCGGUCUCCUCAGGGCCGCACCCUCCAAGGCGCGUUUCCGGCUCCUCAGCCACUCUCGGCGCCCGCCGCUCCGCCCCUCGUGCGUGCGCCCCUCCCGGCCACGGCCCGCAAGCGGCGCCCGCGCGCUUACUCCCGCUCCCCUGGCCCAUCCCCCCACUCCCGCGCGUGCGCGCGGCGGGGACCCCCCGGCCGGAGGGGGCGGGCCGUGAGAGGCUCGGCCUGGAGCGUCGCAUCUCAGUCCGGCCCGGUCGAAUCGAUCGCCGAGCAAUCGACCCCGUUGCUAAGUAACCGGGGCUGGCCGGAGCCCUGGGAGCCGGUUCUGAGUCGCAAAAAUCCCCCAGACUUUGGGUUUCGGUCUUCAUGGCAUCCUUCAGUUAGGAAAGCAUGGGUUCACGCAAGCCUACAAGAUUUGAAAUAA
Molecule: messenger RNA, 720 nt
Organism: Rangifer tarandus platyrhynchus (Svalbard reindeer)
Lineage: Eukaryota; Metazoa; Chordata; Mammalia; Artiodactyla; Cervidae
Source: the annotation of a GenBank genome assembly